GAACCAAAAUGCAGAUGGGUAGAUUUACCCAUGGGUUUAAUUACCCAUCUACCAAGGGAAAUUAAACUCAUUCGAUCUACAAUCAUGAUCAAAAGAAAGUGGAACUGGACGCUUUGCAUUCAAAGGAAUAAGCUGGAGGAACCAGGAACUUGCUAGAGGUAUAAGUUAUCCUUCCUGAUCUUGGAACAACUUUGGAUCCCCCAGAGUGCGGUUACAUUAUGCCAAAUUCAAAAAACAAUGGAUGAAUAAAGAAACUUUCCAAAACCAGCAAACAGACUUUGACUGCUCAAGUUAGUGAAACUGGAGGAUCAGAUUUUGUCCAUCUCUGGGGUCUCUGUAGUUCUCUACAAGUCCAAGAUAAAACACAUUCUGUGUGCCUGUAUGUGCAGCAGCCUUGUGCUAACUCUGCAUUGACAGAGAUGAGAGCAACAUAAAACUAAUGACUUGAGCUCAGACUACCACCAUCAAAUCUUAAUCCUGCCUAAUCUGUUCUCACAAUUCACCAUCUUUUCUCUUUUCUUCCCAAACACCUCCAGGAGGACUCAGACUCAACCAUUUAGAUCUGACUAAUUCAGUAGAAGAGGGAAAGGUAUAUAUUUUAGUUGGCGGCUUGAAAUUCGCCAAGAAGAGGAAAGAAAUGAACUUAUUGUCAUUUAAUUUGCACCAACAAAUGGUAUUGGAGGUGUUGACAACAAGCCGUGGGCGGGACCGUUUAAUCCAAACGCUGUGUGACGUUUUCCCCACUUAAAUACAGACAAGGUUCCCGCUGCGCAGAGGCUUUCCCAUCUUCGCAGGAGAGUGCCGCAUUGUUCUUACCGAUGAACUUUGAAGCAGUUACUAAAAGAAAGUUAAUAAUCUGAGCAUGUCAGCAUGGAUGCUAGAGCACGAGGAUUUAAGGAAAAAUAGAGCAAACUUGGAUAACAAGUGGUGUUUGUAUCAAGGAUCGGGAGAGAAGCGCAGAAAGAGUGAACAGUCCCAUCACCGCAUGAGCGUUGGAGUCGCAGAAGCGCACAGAUAAUCCUCCAUAACAUCAGCAUGGACAUCAGCAGCUCCUCCUUCAACAUGACCAACUACAAUGAGACAAUAAUGUCUGAGAAUACCAGCAGCACCAACGAUUCAGACACAACCCCACCAAUGCCCUUUAGUGAGGUUACUGCAGUAAUCUACACUACUGUCUUCAUAGUGGGAUUCUUGGGUAAUGCAUUAGUUAUCUUUGUAGUUGCCCGCUACACCAAAAUGAAGACAGUGACCAACAUGUACAUCCUGAAUUUAGCCAUGGCAGAUGAACUCUACAUCCUGGGGAUCCCUUUAAUAGGGACCAACAGUGCGCUAUCCUACUGGCCAUUUGGUAAUUUCCUCUGCAAGGUGUCCAUGACUUCUGAUGGCAUGAGCCAGUUCGCCUCCACCUUCUGCCUGACGCUGAUGAGCAUUGACCGCUUCCUCGCUGUGGUUUAUCCUAUUCGCAGUGCCAGAUGGCGAAAGCCCCAAGUAGCCAAGAUUUUAAAUGGCCUGGUGUGGGUUAUUUCAUUCUUGAUGGCGCUGCCGCUCACCAUAUUCUCGAGUGUGCAGGAUAAGUUCAACACAUGCAACAUAAGCUGGCCUGAUCCUUCAGCGAAGUGGUCACUUGCUUUUAUCCUCUACACAUCCAUCAUGGGCUUCUUCGGCCCUCUGAUUGUCAUCACCCUCUGCUAUCUAAUUAUUGUCAUCAAGGUGAAAUCUGCAGGCCUACGCGCAGGCCUGACAAAGCGGCGCAAGUCAGAGCGCAAGGUGACUCGCAUGGUGGUGAUCAUCGUGCUGGUCUUUGUGCUUUGUUGGCUUCCCUUUUUUAUCGUCAACAUUGUCAACCUGUUUCAUGUCAUCCCUGAGAGCAAAUUCACUGCUGAACUCUACUUUUCCAUGGUCAUCCUCACCUACGUCAACUCCUGCGCCAACCCAGUCCUCUACGGUUUCCUCUCGGACAAAUUCAACCAGAGCUUUAAGGCAGUGCUUUGCUUCUACAAGCAGGUGACUACUGCAACUACGGACCUAGUGGAGAGCAGACAGAAUGGCAAUAAGUCCAUCCAGAUGGAGGUUGUAAAGAGUCCCGAUGUUGAGCCUUUCACCGCAAAACCUGCAACGGAUUGCCAGUAAUUUCUGUUUUGUUGCUGAUCCAACUUGUGCACUGGUGGACCACAAGGCAUUCUGACGUUUUACCCAUGGGGUUUCAUGCUGACAUGGAAUUUCCUGACUUUAUUUCGGUUUGCCCUGUUUUUCACUGUCACAUCUCUGCAGAGGCUCACUGAACUGUCUGAAGACAGUUAUUUUACCAAUCACUGCAUUUUUUUUUGUUACGUCUUUGUAAACUGCAAUGGACAGUUAUAAUUUUUUGUUGUUGUAAUAUAAGAUAUUUACAAGACUGUCAAAUAACUUUAAUCCCUUUAGACUUAUUUUUUUGUUUUUAUGUGCCUGUUUUUAAGAAGAUAAUGCCUUUGUUUUAGUUUGCUGUCUAUACCAUUUGUUUUGGCUGUAUAUUUAGAAUGACUGUUAUUUAGCACAGAAAGACAUCUUAUGGAUGUAUUUUGCUACAUUGUUCACCACUAGGUGACCAAAUCAGGAUAGUUUGAUUUAUUUACUGGCAAGAAUCAACUGAUUGGUGGUACUCUAUGUGGCUAAAAUGGGAAAGUGUAACAGAAGUAUCGAUGUCCUAAUAUAAAAUCCAGAGGAAAAAAUGUGAUUGGUAAGAACGAUCAACAGCAUGACGACCUGUUGAUCGUUAUGCUUUGACAAGAUUUUGACGAGCUUCAGUCAUCUCCCCAUAAAAGGCAGCAGCAUUCACCCAAACAAAUAGCCUUCUCUGCCCACUGGGCAGCUGCAAGCCCCCUUCCUCCAUAAACUCUGAUUGGACUGGAUCUGAAGGCAUCUGUUGGGAGCAAACCCAGCCCCAAUGGACUUCACAACAAUAUGGUACCAGACAUUCCAGGACACCACCAGAUGUUGUUUGUGCACAUUCUGAUUUGUCAAAGCUUUAGUUUUAGGAGAAAAUGAAGAUCCUGCAGGUCAUACUCUCAUAUAUAGCUGAUUGAUUCCAGCUGUUGUUAUAUGUCUUAUGUUAUCCAGUUCUCAGUUUGUAAUGUUUGCAGUAUUUUUGUUGCAACAGAGAGAAAAAUGACCUCCUGGCUGCCAUUGUGGGGGCCUCAUUCUAGGGUUUUAUGUUGACUUGCAAAUUUUUUACACAUGUUUUAGUAAUGUGAAAAUUGUCUUCUAAAAAGACAGCCAAUUGUUUUUUUUUUUCUCUCUCUCUCUCUUUGGCUUACCUCCAGUUUAUGCAGUAAGGGUGGGAUGAUAUGUGUGACAUUAACACCUUUUAUUUUUAUCUGUUUUUUCUACUGACACUGACAUUUCCUCACAGGUGUAUCCUGACCCCAACAAAAUGUUAAUAAUGUUCAUAAGAUGUUUGAAUUUGUUUGAGAAACUAACCAAGUAAAUAGGUCGAUUAAAUGACAAGACACAUCACAUUUAUAUGUAUUGGUGAAAAUGUGAAUUCUGAAAUAAAAGGUCAAUCUAAAUCGAGCAUACAACAUAAAUGAUAACAUGAAUACAGUAUUAUGAAUGUUGAUACACCCUAAUUUUAGGGGUAAAAAACACCAUUAUUUAGUUCGAGGGUUUUCACAAAUAAGAAAGAAAUCUAUACCACAACUUGAAAAAAGUAUCCUUUCUUUUCACUGGAUUUUGUGUUCUCACAUCAUAUCACAACCACACCUUCUUGUGCUAUUUGUCUAAAGUGCACUCAUAUAUAUUGCAUUGUCUUGUUCAGCCCCUUCUCCAAGCUUGUUUACCGACAACCUGUUUUUGAGAUGGUUCGUAGGGGUGAAGGCGCAGCAGACAUUCUGCAGCCUGUGAUGUCCUGUUUGUUUGUUGUCACGCUCCUUCAGGUCCAUCAACCUUAAUGUCAGUGGAAAAAGAAUAAACCGUAAACAGUAUCAUUACAAAACAGAAGAAAGUUGCUAAACGAGAGCUGGUUUUGGAUUGUUGGCUGAUUCUGAGAAAGAGAUAAGAGGAGGCUGAGAUUACCUGACAGAAGGAAAACAAACAGAAGUUGGUUACUGAAGGGCAUAUUAAAGGUAAUCCAUGCCUGAGGACACAAACACUUACAGUGGAUUAUCCUUGCCACCAAACACUGUAACUUACAGAAAGACCUUAAUGUGGUAUUUAGCGAUAUAAAAUAAUUAACGAAAUCCAAACUGACCUAAAUCAACUGAUAUUUUAUCUAAUUUUCUGACAAUAAUGUAAUCUACAUUACUAUAUUACGUAUGCGUGAAUAUAUAGUGUCACGCUUAUGUUGUUAGGAAACUAAUGGUAUCUGAAACAGAAAGAAAUGUGAACCAAAUUUAUUUUGGAAUUGUAUUGUUUUAGAUUUAGGGUCAUUAGUAAGUAAUAGGCAGUAAUCAUUCAACAGCUAUUCUAUGUAAAUCUGUGAUUAAAGUUAAGAUUAAUGCUUUGAAAAAUGCAAGACUAAAUUACUAUGUAAACGCCCUAUAAGAAGAAUAAAGUUUGUUCUUUGCAAA
Xiphophorus hellerii (green swordtail) is the source of this 4544-nucleotide messenger RNA. RefSeq names its product somatostatin receptor type 5-like. Lineage: Eukaryota; Metazoa; Chordata; Actinopteri; Cyprinodontiformes; Poeciliidae. Gene Ontology annotation, cellular component: neuron projection; plasma membrane. Gene Ontology annotation, molecular function: somatostatin receptor activity; neuropeptide binding. The transcript is spliced from 4 exons. The coding region runs from base 1036 to 2130 and encodes 364 amino acids. Gene Ontology annotation, biological process: neuropeptide signaling pathway; cellular response to glucocorticoid stimulus; regulation of insulin secretion. The record is from RefSeq and is a predicted model, not a curated record.